UAAGUUAGGUCCCAUAUAAUGCUCCUUUUUAAUUCUCCAUACUCACCUGUUCCAAGUAUGACUUCUCCAUCAAUAACACAACAACAUCCAACAGUUAAGUAAAUCUGCUUUGCCAUAGUAAUAUGUGGAUCAUAUUAGUAAAUCUGCUUUGCCAUAGUAAUAUGUGGAUCAUAGAGGUAAACUCAUGAUGUCUAAAUACAUCAUCAUGCAUCCUAUGGAACUUGUAAAUGUUAGUUUCUAGACACUGGUGCUACAAAUCAUGUCACUAGUUCAUCAAAUAUUUUUGGUAGAUGUACCGCAUCCAUAAUGUUUUCAUUACUUUACCUAGUGGUUUCAAAACCACUGCUACACAUCCUGAAACUGUGAAGUUAGUAUGUGGAUUGAUGGCUGUGGUUUUGCUUUGUUGGUCUUUGCAAUUAAUCUUUUUUUGCCUUCAAUUGAGGUCAGCACCUACUGUGUGUUGCUUUUUGACCAUUAAACCUGCCCCUAUGUUGUAGGUAUGCCGCCACUGAAGAAGAAGAAGGCUGCUACUGACAAGGCAGUGCCGAUCCCGGAUUUUUACCGGGCGACAAGAUCAGGGAGGGUGCGGCAAGAACCUGCUCGGUCCACCGAAUCUGUAAGCGGGGGUAGUAGACGUCGAGCUGGAGCCUCAGUGAAUGAGGAUACUCAACGCACAGACACUUUGAAUCCAGACGAACCCAAUGGCAAUGAUGAUUCCGAGGCAGAAGCAUCCAAUCAUGAGACCGGAGAAGGUAGUAAUCCAACUGGAUUGGAAGCACCUGCGGCUAAAAAGAGGGGACUGUCCAAAGGGUACGAGAUAAUGAAGAGAACCGGAACUGGAGGAAAGAUAGAUGGAAUCUACGUAAUGGAGAAUGGGCAGUCAUUCGUAGGGCCUAAUGAGAGCUUGUUGAAGACAGAGUUGGGCGUCGUUACACGCCUGAUGGCCCCGAUACGGAAGUACUACUGGUCCAAGUUGACUGAAGCAGACAAGCACCCAUUAUUCAAGAAGCUAGAGGAUGAAUUUGACAUAGACACGGCAGGAGCAGAUGCAAGGAAGAUUAUGGAGAAGAGAAUGAAGAAGCGGUUCAUCAAUUACAAGUAUGCGAUGCACGCUCACUACUAAAUUCAACAUAGUAAAAAUUCAACAACACUCAAAUCAUUCACAUAACAUCAACUUAAAUCCAUCAUAGUUAAAAAUUCAAGAACCCUUAAAUCCACCACUCUUAAAUCCAUCACAAAACAUCAACUUAGAAUUCCAAAUAACAAAAGAAAAGUACUCAAUCUUCAAAGAUAAAGCUAUCCAUCUCCAUCUCCAUUGCAUCAACAAGAUGAGAAAUGUCGAAGUCAAUUUCAUCAGUAAUAUCAUACUCAAAGUCCUCUGCAUCAAAACGUGAAAUCACAUAUUCAUAAUUAUCACCAAUUAGAAGAUAGUUAUUAUAAGAAUAGACUUUUCUAUAGUUGCUAUAAUAGGCAAACCUUCAACACGAGGACGCUUGUUGGAAGAUGAUGAUGAUCCUUGCUCCUCCUCCUCCUCCUCAUAAAGAGUCUUUUCGAGCUCUUCAUAGUCUAUAUCUGCAGGUGGAUCUUCUUCUACAAUCCAAAAAUCAAUGUUAUCUAAUUGU
Molecule: messenger RNA, 1622 nt
Organism: Linum trigynum
Lineage: Eukaryota; Viridiplantae; Streptophyta; Magnoliopsida; Malpighiales; Linaceae
Source: the annotation of a GenBank genome assembly